Rodentolepis nana is the source of this 1944-nucleotide messenger RNA. Lineage: Eukaryota; Metazoa; Platyhelminthes; Cestoda; Cyclophyllidea; Hymenolepididae. The record is from the annotation of a GenBank genome assembly.
AUGUCCUCGGUCUUGCCAAAGAAACUUGAAGAUUUUGGUAGUUCUGACUAUUGGAAUAAUUUCUUCACUAAACGUGACACUUCUUUCGAGUGGUAUGGGGAUUUCGCCACUCUCGUUGAAAUCUUUGUUCAAAAUAUUCGCAAAACCGAUACAGUUUUGGAAGUAGGCUGUGGUAACUCCAAUCUUUCUGCAGAAAUUUACGACAAAAUUGGUUGUGCCUCCUACCUUGGCAUUGAUUACAGUCAAAAGGCUAUUGAACAAUCUCAAAAGCUUGCAACUUCACGUCAAAAUUUGCGAUUUGAAGUCGUUGAUAUCUUUAGACUCAAAUCUGAUUUAGCUCUUUUAGAAUUGCCCUCAGAACAUUUCAACUGCAUUAUCGACAAGGGUACUCUUGAUGCUAUUGAUAAUGGAAAAACGGAAGAAGCCAAGAUUAAUCAAUAUUUUGAAAAUAUAAGUUCUGUUCUCUCUCUCUUCGGUCGUUAUAUAAUUGUGACUCUGGCUCAGGACCACAUCGUUAAACACAUUGCUGAUUAUUUCCUAAAAGAAGGUAGUGAAUAUAUGGUUAGCUGUUUCCAAGUAACCAAUCCCGAGCGAAGGGAUGCUAGUGGAGACUCCCUGGCCAUGCCUCUCUUUGCCUUUGUUAUGACAAAGCUGAAGGUUUCUCCAUCUCUUCCCCAACUCCGUCUGAAGUCUGUCGGAGAUGAUCAGCCAAUUCGCCAUGAUGGGGAGAGUACCGUGACCAUGAAACAGCGCCUGUUUGAUUGGAUAAAGUACCUACAAACCUCGUGCAUACUGGAUCAGAGUCAAAUCAAGACCAAAGGCGAUCGUGAAUUCGAAAUCGUUCAUGAGGUUACGGGUAUCACCAUGUUCACCUGUCGUAUUGCUUCAUCCCCUUCCCACCGCAACCGCAAACCCCAACCCAAGGGUGUUCUUUUGGUGCCCCAAGAUCAGGCUGUCUCGUUCGCCACUCCAGAGGGCGCCUUGGUUGCCCUCGAUAGUAUGGGACGACUGCCUUGUGCCCUGCUCGCCUUCCCCAAUCCAUCCAUUCGAUUCACCUCUCUCGACGUCGCCAAGUCGCAACUCUCAGAUGGUCUAUGCGCCUCGCCUCUAGCCAGUGCUGUUCGAAACGCCCCAAUAUACAGCACUCCUGACAACUAUCUUCAGAUGAAAGAAAUCAAAGAAAACCCACCCUAUGCCUUAAUAACCGAGGCCCUCAAAAAGCGUAAACCACCACCCCGACUCCUUGUUCAAAAUCUAACCUCUGGCAACGUCUAUCGAUUUAUCAGCUCUGACGGUUUUUCGGAUCCCCUAGCAAUUCUUCUUCUCACUUGGAUCACACUUACCCGACGACUGGCUGAUAAUCUCGGCUAUUUGGGUGCGAAAUUCUUCUAUCAAGGAGUACCCUCUUGCCUUCAUAAAGCCAUAAUGAGUCAACUUUAUGUGAACAUAGAAGAAGAUAGCCUCAAGAGUCUAGCAAAUGAGUUGAAUUCCGACAUCAAGUACGUUGAAAGUCAAGAACAGUCUCAGCAAUACGCUCUUAUGUGUUAUACUACGCCGGAAGAUGACAAAUUAAACCCUGAAGGCCUCUCUUCCUUCAUGAGAUCUGCUGAAAAGUACCUUCUGACUCAAGGAAUUGGUUGUAUUUUCAGACAUAAAAUUAUCUCUUCUGCCAAUUUGGAAGAGAAGAUUGAGCAAGAAUGUGGUUCGGCUCUUCAAUUGCUUGUCAAGCAUGAGUUUGAAACCGCUGUGGUAUAUGUGAUUUAUAAGAAGAAGCCGAAGUUGUCCAAGGCGAAAUUUGUUAAUAGAGUUCGACAAAUGGCGACUGAGGCGAUGGCCUUAAAGAGCGGUGCAUUUGCAGAGGCGGAGUCACUUGGUUGCAGUGGAAAGGUCAUUGGAAAUGCAAAUGAAUGUCUGGUCAAUCUAACAAGGCUAUUGACUCAGUAA